Molecule: messenger RNA, 3389 nt
Organism: Pelobates fuscus (common spadefoot toad)
Lineage: Eukaryota; Metazoa; Chordata; Amphibia; Anura; Pelobatidae
Gene: ENTPD4
Product: ectonucleoside triphosphate diphosphohydrolase 4
Exons: 13
Coding region: 237-2087 (616 amino acids)
Biological process (GO): UDP catabolic process
Cellular component (GO): Golgi apparatus
Molecular function (GO): GDP phosphatase activity; UDP phosphatase activity
Source: RefSeq, a predicted model, not a curated record
AGCGGGACAGGUGUGCGGUUGCUAAGGCCGCCUGGUUACCGGGGCCUUUGACAGAGGGGACGGGUCCAGGCAGCUCCUCCCCCGUUGACGUGUCCUUCACCCGGUGCUGAGUGCCAGGGAGCCGGGUCCCAGGUGGAAUGCGUUGGAAACAUUUAUGGGAAGUACCUGUGCAGUUAUGGGGUGAACUCCUCUUUCUCCUGUUUGUUUAACUUUGCUCUUUGCUGGAGUUCUUCAACAUGGCAAGGCUCAGCAUUGCUUGCCUCCUUCCAGCUUCCUGGCACUUUAGUCUCUCUCCAGCCGGAUGUCCACGUGUUCUGAACACCACCCUCAGGCAACUUGUAAUGAUCAGUGCAGUGGUUGUCAUCUUGUUUUUACUGAUAUACUCUCUGCUUCUGGUCCGGACAAAGUUCAGCCGCACAAACAAAGACAAAAAACACACCAGAUACCUAGCUCAUGUUACAGAUAUGGAAGCCACUGACACAAGCAACCCUAACCUAAACUACGGUGUGGUUGUAGAUUGCGGUAGCAGUGGGUCACGGAUCUUUGUAUACUGCUGGCCACGCCACAAUGGUAAUCCACAUGAUCUGCUGGACAUCAAGCAAAUGAGAGACCAGAACAGAAAAACUGUGGUCAUGAAGAUAAAGCCAGGUAUUUCUGAACUUGCCAACACUCCAGAGAAAGCAAGUGACUACAUCUCACCUUUACUAAACUUUGCUGCUGGUCACAUUCCCCGAGAAAAGCACAAAGAAACCCCCUUGUAUAUACUUUGCACUGCGGGUCUUCGAAUCUUGACUGAGAGCCAGCAGGAGGCCAUCCUUGAAGAUCUACGUACAGAUAUCCCAGUUCAUUAUGACUUUCUCUUCUCUGACUCCCACGCAGAGGUCAUCUCGGGGAAACAGGAAGGUGUGUACGCCUGGAUUGGGAUCAAUUUUGUCCUGGGGCGCUUUGAUCAUAUUGACGAUGAGGAUGAUGCUGUGGUGGAGGUGAAUGUCCCCGGUAGUGAUGACAAAGAGGCCAUCUUGCGUAAGCGCACCGCUGGCAUCCUGGACAUGGGUGGAGUAUCAACCCAAAUUGCAUAUGAAGUUCCUAAAAGUGUAAGCUUUGCCUCCUCCCAGCAGGAAGAGAUGGCUAAGAACUUGCUGGCAGAGUUCAAUCUUGGCUGUGAUGCCCACGAAACACAACAUGUGUAUAGAGUGUAUGUUGCCACCUUCCUGGGUUUUGGAGGUAAUGCUGCUCGUCAGAGGUAUGAAACCUUUCUCUUCUCCAGCACCAUGGAAAAGAACAGGCUACUGGGUAAGCAGCUUGGUAUGUCCCCAGAUGCUCCAUACCUUGACCCCUGUCUUCCUCUGGACAUCUCUGAUAAAAUCCAGCAGGGAGCACACACUUUAUAUGUGCGUGGCACAGGUGACUUCCAGCUGUGCCGUCGGGUCAUACAGCCCCUUAUGAACUUGUCCAAUGAGACUCAGACUACCUUGAAUGGAAUCUACCAGCCACCACUUCCCUACCACAAUAGCCAGUUUUAUGGUUUCUCUGAGUUUUACUACUGUACAGAAGAUGUUCUGCGUAUGGGUGGAGACUUCAAAGCUGAACGCUUUCUACAGGCUGCACAGGAUUACUGCGCUACCAAGUGGUUAGUGCUGAAGGAGAGAUUUGACCGUGGAUUAUAUGCAUCCCAUGCUGACCUGCACAGACUCAAAUACCAGUGCUUCAAGUCUGCAUGGAUGUAUGAAGUUUUCCACACAGGCUUUUCCUUUCCUGCCAAUUACAGUAAUCUGAAGACUGUACUGCAAGUGUAUGAUAAGGAAGUUCAAUGGACGCUGGGAGCCAUUUUGUAUCGGACUAGAUUCCUGCCUCUAAGGGACAUUCAACAAGAUCACUUCCGUGGCAACCAUCCACACUGGCGCGGUGCUUCCUUUGUUUACAACCACUACCUGUUCUUAGUUUGUUUUAUGGUGGUCCUACUUGCCAUUGUGCUUUACCUACUGAGGCUUAGACGCAUCCAUAGUCGCAUGCAGCGCAACACCUCCUCCUCUGCUCUGUGGGUGGAGCAAGGAAUGCAGCCCUCUGGGCUUCCAGGACCUCUGUGAGGUGCUGCCAGCAAGACACCGCACGGCUUUCCUUGUCUGCAGGUCGGAAAGGUUUUAUUCACUCCCCACCCCAAUGUCUUGCAGCUUCUUUUUAGAGUGAAGGAAGGACUAGGAUAAAUUCUCUGGCAGUGUGGGGGUAAAAAUUGGCUCUUGCAGCAGCCAUACUUGACAAGUGGGGAGACAAAGCCAUGUUUAUUACCUCAGGGUUCCCCGUUCUCUCCCUCAGUUUCUCCCAACAGCUCACAUGGAGGAGAAAGGACUUUUCACCUUAUCAUUUGUCAACCAUAUGAAGGAGACAACAGACUUGUAUGCACAGGAAAUUUCUUGCAUUAAUUAAUGUUGUAAUUAUACAAGUCUAAGUGUAUUGUGACUGUGUGUAGUUACAAUGCCCUACUGAUGCCACAAGAUAUCUUCUCCGAAUGUAGCCAGAGAGAGUAUUUAAAAUUAUAGAGAAUACUGCCUUAAAGAUGAUUUUACUAUACAGCGAAGUGUGUCUUCUAAUUUCUCUCCCUUCUUUGACUCCCCUUUCUCUCUCUAUGGAAGUCAUCUAGCUUUAUUUUCCUUGCUUUCUAUACUAAUUUAUGUGUAGUACUGUCGAUCUCUGGCACAGUGUUACUCACUUGUCUUACCUUAUCCAUGCUCUGCCUGAUGAAGUUUGACGCUUUGGAAUGUUCAGGAGAUCAACUAUGAAGCAUCUUCAGAAACUGGCUUUAAUUGGAGGCACUGACCAGUCCUGUAUAAUCAAUGGAAAAUUCUGUAGUCUCUGAAUGCUUGCGUUCUGAUAGAGAGAUCAUUAAAUAUCUAAAAUCGAGGUCAAUAUGUUUCAAUUGACUGAACAUUCAUUCAUUAAUGGCAUGCUUGUUUCUUUUGCCCCUUUGGCCAUUGUUAUUUUGGAUGUUGGACUUAAAUCAUUCUUUCUCUUUAACUCUUUUUACAGCCCUUGCCCCUUUGGCACCUAGAUGGUGGGAUUCCAUGGUCCAAGCAUGUGUUGUACUGCAGUUGUCGGAGUAGUUAAACCUUUGAGGAUUUUAUUAGUGUUUCCAAUAAUGCAGACUUCUUAAAAUAUCACCCUUUCCAUAUUUAUAUUUAUAACAUGUAAGGCUCUAUCACUUUGCAUUUAAGAGUUAAUGCAGCACCACUUUUCCGAAACACUUGUUCAUCUGGCGUUAACUGCACCUCUGUGCAUGUCUAGGUACCAGCACAUGCACUUGGCUGCUCCCUUUGGCACGUGUUUUGUUAACAAUUUGAUGCAGUACUUUCCGAUCGCUUUGCUUAUUUUGCUUUAAAGUCACUGUGUUUCAU